GCAGUCCCAUACCGAAAAACAGCUCAGGCUGGAGGAGCUGACCGCGCAGGAGAAAGGGAGUUUUUGCUUCUAACUGGGCUUGCCUCAUGGAAAUGGAUGCAGGAGAAAAGGGACAGGCACCUGGUGCUGCGCCGUUCGAGCCAGCCCGGUGCAUGCUUGUAUUUGUGUGUGCAGCGGAGUGGAAGAAUACCCGCCGCUUUCCCCCUGGGGCUGUGCGCUUUAUUGUACUGCAUGGCGAUGCACACCCCUGGAAUGCCGCCGCGUCCGGGCCCCCGCUGCAGAGCGUUGUGCUUCCUGCCGGCCGGCUCCUUCCUCCGCUCUUUCGAACGUCAAAGAAGCGAGGCCGGGCGGGGCAGCGCCAGAGGCCGGGCGCCAGCUGAACGAGUCAAAGCAGUUCUGGGCGCCUGGAAGCCAGACUCACUCUUCCGCAUUGUUGUUCUUAGUUGGCUCCUCCCUCUCCUCCCCCCUCGGCGAGGUCUCUAUAUAAACCCCUUCAGCGAGCCCGGUAGCAGAAUUGCAUUGAUCAGUGGCUGCACGUACAGCAGCUCAGGCUCCCCUGGACUAACUCAUUCAUCAGCUUGGAUUAUUCUUCACUGACCCACAUUUUAGCUCCGAAAUGACAGUUAGAGCCGAAGCUUCUGGACCCACAUUAACGUAUUCCAAGAUGAGGGGAGUUGUUGCAAUACUCAUCGCUUUCAUGAAACAGAGGCGAAUGGGUCUAAAUGACUUCAUUCAAAAAAUAGCCACCAACUCCUACCCGUGCAAGCACCCUGAAGUUCAGUCUAUUUUGAAGAUCUCCCAGCCUGAAGAGCCUGAACUUAUGAAUGCUAAUCCUUCCCCUCCAGCCAGCCCAUCACAGCAGAUCAAUCUUGGUCCAUCAUCCAACCCACAUGCCACACCAUCAGAUUUUCAUUUCUUAAAGGUUAUUGGAAAAGGAAGUUUUGGAAAGGUUCUCCUUGCAAGGCAUAAGGCAGAAGAAGAAUUCUAUGCUGUUAAAGUACUGCAGAAGAAAGCAAUCCUGAAAAAGAAGGAGGAGAAACACAUAAUGUCAGAGCGCAAUGUCCUGCUGAAAAAUGUGAAACACCCUUUCCUGGUUGGGCUCCACUUUUCUUUCCAGACUGCAGACAAAUUGUAUUUUGUCCUUGACUACAUCAAUGGUGGAGAGUUAUUCUACCAUCUCCAGAGGGAACGUUGCUUCCUGGAGCCAAGAGCACGGUUUUAUGCUGCUGAAAUAGCCAGUGCACUGGGUUACUUGCACUCUCUGAACAUAGUUUAUCGGGACUUGAAGCCAGAGAACAUCUUGCUAGAUUCUCAGGGGCAUAUUAUCUUGACUGACUUUGGACUCUGCAAAGAGAACAUAGAACACAAUGGCACUACCUCCACGUUUUGUGGCACACCUGAGUACCUUGCUCCUGAAGUUCUUCAUAAGCAGCCCUACGACAGGACUGUUGAUUGGUGGUGCCUUGGAGCAGUUUUGUAUGAGAUGCUUUAUGGACUGCCCCCCUUCUACAGCAGGAACACAGCAGAAAUGUAUGACAAUAUCUUGAACAAACCCCUGCAAUUGAAACCAAAUAUUACCAAUUCUGCUAGACACCUUCUGGAAGGCCUGUUACAAAAGGAUAGGACAAAGAGAGUUGGUGCUAAGGAGGACUUUAUGGAGAUUAAGAAUCACAUCUUCUUCUCCCCAAUUAACUGGGAUGAUCUCAUUAAUAAGAAGAUUACACCUCCUUUUAACCCAAAUGUGAGUGGUCCGAGUGAUCUGCGACACUUUGACCCCGAGUUUACAGAUGAGCCCGUCCCCAACUCCAUUGGCCAAUCUUCAGACAAUAUCCUCAUUACUGCUAGUGCCCAGGAAGCUGCUGAAGCCUUUCUGGGCUUUUCAUAUGCCCCACCCAUGGAUUCUUUCCUGUGAACAUUUGUUUUCCUUUCUUCUUGGUUUUUAAUUAUUAUAUUGGCCUUCUGGCUGAGCUGCCAGUUGACCAGUCAUCUUGAAACAGAAUUUGCACAUCUCCACCAUGGCAGCUUUGCAACCUUAAUUUCAACUACACUGUUUGCUGGAAGCUUUUUUUUGAACAGCACAUAACACCUCUAAAUAAGCUUACAAGCAUUUUGAUUUGUUCUUCCCCCAAAGUGGUGCUAUCUCCUUGGCAAAGAACAUUAGAAGUGACUGUUGCCAUAGCCUGCUAUGGUAGAUUGUAGGAAUAAUAACCUGCUGUUUGGAAAUAAUGUUCUGAAAAGCCUUGCCUGAAGACCUGGAUGUGAUGAGGACUUUAUGAAAUGUGCCUUUUUUUCUGAUGAGAUCAAGUUAAGCUCCAAACUUUUCCUGUUGCAGAGUGUUUUGCAAUUGAGUUAUGUGGGUUUACUAUGUGAACAAAUGGUAUGAGUGUGAUAUGCAUACUACAGAGGGACUUAGUUUAAAGCAUCAGUGUGACACUUGCAGGACACUACAAUGUGGGGCAUUGUUUGUUUCUUCCAUAUUUGGAAGAUAAUUAAGUGUAGAAUUUGAUUUUGUUUUGUAAAUAUACAGUUAACUAAAAUUAUUGAAAUGGGCUCACAAUUAAUUAUAUCCAAAUGCUUGAAGAAAGCAUUGCUGCUAUGAAAAGUUUCUAUUUUUAGAAAGGUUUUUAUGGACCAAAAUGCCCCAGCUGCAGUUGGUCAAAGCUGUUGGUUUAUUUCUUGUUUGUUUUUUUUAAAAAUUGUCAUCUGUACAGUGGGCAUUAUUGCGGGGGUGGGUGGGUGGGUGAGGGAGUGUUGCAUUGUAUGUAUUGUAAAAAAAAAAAAGUCUGUACAUUCAGUUGAAACUCUAGAUGUAUAUUUAAACUUACAGCCUGGCUUGUAAUGUACACCAUCAUUGUAAUGUAAUUAACAUGGUUUAUGUACUUUUUUUUUUUUUUUUGGUGACCGAACCCAUUGGUUUGCAGUAAAAUCUUGAACAUUUCUGUAAA
Molecule: messenger RNA, 2945 nt
Organism: Gopherus flavomarginatus (Mexican gopher tortoise)
Lineage: Eukaryota; Metazoa; Chordata; Testudines; Testudinidae
Product: serine/threonine-protein kinase Sgk1
Exons: 13
Coding region: 617-1912 (431 amino acids)
Biological process (GO): protein phosphorylation
Molecular function (GO): protein serine/threonine kinase activity; ATP binding
Source: RefSeq, a predicted model, not a curated record